Molecule: messenger RNA, 1311 nt
Organism: Diaporthe citri
Lineage: Eukaryota; Fungi; Ascomycota; Sordariomycetes; Diaporthales; Diaporthaceae
Exons: 4
Coding region: 1-1311 (436 amino acids)
Biological process (GO): transmembrane transport
Cellular component (GO): fungal-type vacuole membrane
Molecular function (GO): transmembrane transporter activity
Source: RefSeq, a predicted model, not a curated record
AUGUCUACCCAAGCGUCAGAGACCAUUCAAAGUUCCCCGGAACUGACUGGGAGGCUCGAUAUGGAGAAUAGGAAGGCCGGUUCGGAGCAGAUACCACAGACUUCAGCCAUGCCAGAUUUUCCCGACGGCGGCACAAAGGCAUGGAUGGUGGUGUUUGGGUGUUGGUGUACAUCCUUUGCCUCAUUUGGGAUUGUCAACUCUUUCGGGAUAUACGAGACGUACUACCAGCAGGAGUACCUCAAGGGCUACUCACCGUCAACUAUCGCUUGGAUCGGCUCCAUCCAGGCCUUCGCGCAGUUCUCGGCUACCCUCAUCGGCGGACCUAUCACGGACCGCUGGGGACCCAUGUCGGUCAUCUGGCCAUUCUCACUUCUUCUGGUGGUUGCCAUGAUGCUCACGAGUCUGUGCAGCGAGUUCUAUCAGUUCCUCCUCUGCCAGGGGAUCCUCCUCGGCUUCUCUUGUGGCCUGAUCUUCGCGCCAGCACUGGCCGUCGUCGGCCACUACUUCUUCAAGAAGCGAGCCAUGGCUAUGGCAUACGCGUCAACUGGCUCACCCAUAGGCGGCAUCAUCUACCCAGUCGUACUGACGAACCUCAUCGACAACCCAAAUGUCGGGUUCGCGUGGGCGCAGCGCACAUGCGGCUUCAUCAGUCUCUCCCUCCUGCUCAUCUCCGCGGCCGCGAUCCGUCCACGUCCCGGGAUGAGGAGAAAGAGCAGCCUGAUAAUACUUGACGCCUUUAAGAAGCCCGCAUACUCUCUCCAAGUCGCCGGCCUAUUCUUGGUGGUCCUCGGGUUCUGGACGCCGUACUUUUACCUCGCCACGUACGCCGAGGCACAUGGCAUGUCGUCUGCCCUCGCGUCGUACCUUUUCGCAAUCAUCAACGCGGGCUCAUUCGCCGGUCGUGUUCUGGGUGGUACAUUUGCCCAGCACGCCGGCCAGUUCAACGUCACUACCUUGGCCUGUUACAGCUCCGCCGUAUUGCUAUUCUGCUGGCUGGCCAUCACUUCGUCUGCGGGACUGAUUGUGCUUUCGGUGCUUUUCGGGGGCACCAGUGGUGUUAUUAUUGCUCUGAUGAUGUCGACCGUGGCACACUGUGCACCGCAUCCUAGUCAGAUCGGUGCAUAUGUUGGCCAGUCCACCUUUGUCGUGGGCUUCGCAGGUCUUGCUGGCACACCUAUUACCGGAGCAUUGAUCAACAACUACAACGGGUACACUAGUGGCAUCGCCUUCAGUGCUGCUGUCAUGAUGGCAGGAGCUGUAGUCUUUACCGCUGCCCGCUACGCUUAUGCGCCGGGCAAGUUGAUCGCCUAG